Molecule: messenger RNA, 480 nt
Organism: Prunus armeniaca (apricot)
Lineage: Eukaryota; Viridiplantae; Streptophyta; Magnoliopsida; Rosales; Rosaceae
Source: the annotation of a GenBank genome assembly
AUGGCAGCUGUUGUGCGUGGCUGGGCUUUUGCUGAUCAUGCAGAUAUUAUUUGGAUGGAGACAGCGAGCCCCGACAUGGUUGAGUGCACCCAAUUUGCUGAGGGGGUGAAGUCUCUGCAGCCUGAGGUCAUGUUGGCUUAUAAUCUAUCACCAUCUUUCAAUUGGGAUGCAUCUGGAAUGACUGAUGAUCAAAUGAAGGACUUCAUUCCUAGGAUCGCCAAGUUGGGGUACUGCUGGCAGUUUAUAACACUGGCUGGUUUCCAUGCUGAUGCGCUUGUGGUCGACACUUUCGCGAAGGACUAUGCUAGGAGAGGAAUGCUGGCUUAUGUUGAGAGGAUCCAGAGGGAGGAGAGGAACAAUGGAGUUGACACACUUGCUCAUCAGAAAUGGUCUGGUGCUAAUUUCUAUGAUAGGUACCUUAAGACCGUCCAGGGAGGCAUUUCUUCAACUGCUGCUAUGGGCAAAGGCAAGUCAUUCUAA